AUGACCCAGACCCUCCAUAAAAGGGGGGCCCCUCUGAACCUGGGCGGCGGCUGGGCAUCCUCCACUCCAUGUCGCACCUGGUCCUCCUGCCACCGAAGGCGCAGGGGCACCCCUGUCUACAAGCGGCGGCAACACUACGGCCCCAAGUCUGAGCAGGAGCCCCAGAGGAAGCAGCCGAAGCCACGGUACGGCCCGGGCCCUUGGUUCCAGCCACCCCAAAGCCCUUACUGGAGCAUGUACUCUAACUGGGGGUGCUGGGGAGGAGGGCCCUGCUGCCCGCCUCCCAUGGGGUACCGGGAGCCCCCCAGCCCUGGGCUGGUGGCCCGAAUGUAUGGGCUGCACCCAGUCUGCCUCUGCUGCUGCUUCUGCUGGCGUGGGCCCUGGAACCCCGGCUGGGCGAGGGCCCCUGUCCGCAAGAAGCGCUGGGGCCGCAGGGGCCGAGGCCUGCGCCGCCAACCCAGCCGCCCGGCCCCGAAGAGCCUGGCCGAGGAGGCGAGCCCCCUGCUACAGCCGGUCAACCUGUACGGGUGGCGGCGGGCGCCCGGCCUGCAGGCGCCCCGCAACACCACCCAGUUCAUCAUGAACCAGAUCUAUGAGGACAUGCAGCAGCAAGAGAAGCUGGAGCGCCAGCAGGAGGCGCUGCGGGCUCAGCAGGCCCAGGAAGGUGGGAACGACGUGCCUCCUCCCAGUGGCGAGGAGGAAGACGCAGAGCUGCAGGACGCUUUGUACGGCUUUGGGCAGGAUCCCUCUCUGGCCUUCAGUCCUGCCCUGGAGGAAGAGGAAAACCAUUUCCCGGCCCCACAGCUGGUGGAGGAAGAGGAGGAGAAGUAUGAUGAUGAUGACUGUGAUGAGGAGGAGUGUGAUGGGAAAGAGGAAGAGAGUGAGGAAGAGGAGAGUGAGGAGGAGGAGGAGGAGGAUGAAGAGGCAGAGGCCCAGGAUGAAGAGGAGGGGGAAGAGGUGGAGGAGGUGGUGGUGGAGGAGGAAGCAGAGGAAAUGGAAGAGGAGGAGGAGGGGCUAGAAGAGGAGGAGCAGAAAGAGGAAGAGAAUCAUUUGCCUCUGGAAAUGCCCUUAUCAUUCCUGAUGGCUGAGGAGGAGAGAGCGAACUUCAUAGAUUGUUCUACUUUAAGCCCAGAAUAG
Pipistrellus nathusii (Nathusius's pipistrelle) is the source of this 1137-nucleotide messenger RNA. The record is from the annotation of a GenBank genome assembly. Lineage: Eukaryota; Metazoa; Chordata; Mammalia; Chiroptera; Vespertilionidae.